UGGGCUGAGGAGUGCAUGUCGCCCAGCUCCAUGUGUGCGUGGUUUCAGGCCCUAGAAACAUUGUGGAUUCGCUUGCCUUCCUCCUUCUGAAGACUAGAGGUCGGCCGACAGGUUUGGGAGGUUUGAAAUGCGGGGCUGAUUUCUUUCCUAUUUUCUGGUUCUGCCCGCGGGAACCUUCAGGAAAGCGUGGAAAGACGGGCAGGGCGUGUACUGCUGACCGGCCCCUAGCUGCCUCUGCACGGUCGUGGUGUCCCUCCCUGCGCUGCUGUAUGGAGUCAUUCGCUCGUCGCUUCUGGCCUACCUUUGUUAAUAGAAGUGCAAACGGAUGCAUUGAGAAGGGGGAAAGGGUGUUAAAAGAUCUUUACCCUACUCACCUUCCCCAAAGGCCCCAAAGACUUUGCAGAUUUAUCUAGUUUACCUACACGAGCAUUUGAAUGUUCAGCGUACAAGGGCUUCAAUAUUGAAGACAGUGGGAACUCCUGGCGUUUUAAGGGAUUUGUUAUAGUGCCUAAACUGACUUUUGACCACCAUCCAACACCUCAGCGUGAGAUUCCUGAGCGUCUUACCAUCCUGCGGCUCCAACAUGUUCUCCCGUUGGUUAAGUCGACUGUGCAGGGGAUUAUCCACACCCACCAGAAGGACCACCCAAUUGAUCUGGAGUUCUGCCUCCCGAAGGCUGGUACUGAGUUCACAGAGGAGAAUUCCAGAACUCAGUAGCUUUGUUGCCCGGACCAACACGUGUGGAGAGUUGCGUUCUUCUCACUUAGGCCAAGAAGUCACCUUGUGUGGAUGGAUUCAGUUCCGAAGGCAAAAUAUCUUCCUGGUCCUAAGAGAUUUCCAUGGACUUGUUCAAGUUGUCAUUCCCCAGGAUGAGUCUGCUGCUUCAGUGAAGAAGAUUUUAUGUGAAGCCCCCAUGGAAUCUGUGGUGCAAGUGUCUGGGACAGUAAUUUCCCGACCUCCAGGACAAGAGAAUCCAAAAAUGCCAACAGGUGAGAUUGAAAUCAAAGUUAAGACAGCUAAACUUCUGAAUUCCUGCAAGAAGCUGCCCUUUGAAAUUAAGGACUUUAUGAAGAAAACAGAGGCUCUUCGUUUGCAGUACCGCUACUUAGAUUUGCGUAGUGUCCAAAUGCAGUAUAACCUGCGACUGAGAUCCCAGAUGGUCAUGAAAAUGCGGGAAUAUCUCUGUAAUCUACAUGGUUUUGUGGAUGUAGAAACACCAACAUUAUUUAAGAGGACUCCAGGGGGUGCAAAAGAGUUUGUAAUACCAUCCAGGGAACCUGGGAAGUUUUAUUCUCUCCCUCAGAGUCCUCAACAGUUUAAGCAGCUUCUGAUGGUUGGUGGUCUAGACAGAUAUUUUCAGGUUGCCCGAUGUUAUCGAGAUGAAGGUUCGAGACCAGACAGACAGCCCGAAUUUACUCAGAUUGACAUAGAGAUGUCCUUUGUAGACCAGACAGGCAUCCAGAGUCUGAUUGAGGGCUUGCUCCAGUAUUCGUGGCCCAGUGACAAAGAUCCCGUGGUGGUCCCUUUUCCUUCUAUGCCUUUUGCUGAGGCAUUGGCCAGCUAUGGAACUGAUAAACCUGACACUCGCUUUGGGAUGAAGAUUGUAGAUAUCAGUGACAUGUUCAGAAACACAGAAGUUGGAUUUCUCCAAGAUGCCCUUAGUAAACCCCAAGGGACUGUCAAAGCUAUAUGUAUCCAUAAAGGAGCAAAAUACUUGAAAAGGAAGGACAUUGAGUCCAUUAGAAAAUUUGCAGCUGACCAUUUUAAUGAGGAAGUCUUACCUAUAUUCCUGAAAACCAAUGAAAACUGGAAUUCUCCAGUUGCUAAGUUCAUAAUGGAGGAGCAAGGCUUGGGACUCGUCAGACUGUUGGAGACCCAAGAGGAGGAUGUGGUCCUGCUCACUGCCGGAGAGCACAAGAGAGCAUGCUCUUUGAUGGGAAAAUUACGACUGGAGUGUGCUGACCUUCUAGAAGCAAGAGGAGUGGUGCUUCGUGACCCAGCUCUGUUCUCCUUCCUUUGGGUGGUGGAUUUCCCCCUCUUCCUUCCCAAGGAGGAAAAUCCCCAAGAGCUGGAGUCAGCCCACCACCCGUUUACUGCUCCCCAUCCGAGUGACAUUCACCUUCUUUACACUGAGCCCCUCAAGGUCCGUAGCCAACACUAUGACUUGGUUUUAAACGGCAAUGAGAUAGGAGGUGGUUCUAUCCGAAUUCAUAAUUCAGAGCUUCAGCAUUAUGUCCUGGCCACAGUACUAAAGGAAGAUGUGAAAUUGCUCUCCCAUCUGCUCCAGGCUUUAGAUUAUGGGGCGCCCCCUCAUGGAGGAAUUGCUUUAGGGUUAGACAGACUGAUGUGCCUUGUCACUGGAGCACCAAGCAUCAGAGAUGUCAUAGCCUUCCCCAAAUCCUUCCGGGGGCACGACCUCAUGAGCAAUGCCCCAGAUUCUAUCCCUCCUGAGGAACUGAAGCCCUAUCACAUCCAGGUCUCCUGGCCAACAGAUGCAGAAACAGAAAAGAGCUCAUCGAAUCAUCCAUGCCAUUCAGAAAGUUGAGCUGUUGAAUUUUGUCCCUUGUUUCCCCAAGGCUAAAAUCAGAUCUGGAGUUCGACCACAGAUCUGACUUCAAGUUUUUAGAUGGAAGAAAUCCAGGCUACAUUCUUUCACCUCAAUGAAGAAACAGAUAAAAGGCAUCCAGUUUUUAUGAUAACGUGCAUUACUAGGAUUAUCUAGAACUUUUUUGAAGUUUCUUUUUAUUUGGAAAGGUGUGAAAGAUGGCUCUUUGUUG
Molecule: messenger RNA, 2777 nt
Organism: Cervus elaphus (red deer)
Lineage: Eukaryota; Metazoa; Chordata; Mammalia; Artiodactyla; Cervidae
Gene: DARS2
Product: aspartyl-tRNA synthetase 2, mitochondrial
Exons: 17
Coding region: 584-2545 (653 amino acids)
Biological process (GO): lysyl-tRNA aminoacylation; aspartyl-tRNA aminoacylation
Cellular component (GO): mitochondrion; cytoplasm
Molecular function (GO): ATP binding; lysine-tRNA ligase activity; aspartate-tRNA ligase activity
Source: RefSeq, a predicted model, not a curated record